GCAAAGGAAGCAGAGGAGCGACUGGCACCGCACGGCACGGACGGACAAAUUAGAACAAAAACAAAAAUUACAACCUAAAACAACUCUAAUCCAGCAAUCAGAACCCAGAAGAAUAAUUCGAGUUGGUGUAAAGUCUUAGGAAAAGUACACAAUGGCAAAAUCUAAGAACUUUGGAAUCGACGCGCUGUUGGCGCACCGGGUGGACCGAGACAGCUCCCAGGGACUGUGUUCUGAGGACAACCCAUUCUCGUGCCGCCGGUCGGAGACCCAAUCCCAGCGGAGGACCACCAGCGGUAUCCACAUUCAGACCGGGAAUAUCCCCAAACCGGGUCUAUUGAAUUUCUCUCACCAGGGACUGACCCAGCUGUCUCAGGGGGCCAUCCCUGGAAUGUAUCCCACCCACAUGUACCCCGUCGCGGCUCUGAGUGGCCAGCACACAGCCUUCGCCUAUCCCAGUUUCGCCCAGCCGUACCCGGAGCAUCUAAGGGCAGCAGUUAUGGCUGGGUUUCCUCUAGAACACUGGAUUAGAGCUGGAAUGAUGAUGCCAAGACUCGGAGACUAUGGUGGCAAUUUAACAUGUGAUAAUAACCUCUCUCUCAUGGUCUCCACUCCAGCCUCUUCUCAGGCCAGUCUGAUGGGAAAGUGUCGUAGGCCCAGAACAGCCUUCACCAGUCAACAGCUACUACAGCUGGAGAACCAGUUCAAACUCAACAAAUACCUGUCCAGACCUAAACGCUUUGAGGUGGCCACCUCUCUCAUGCUCACAGAGACACAGGUGAAGAUCUGGUUCCAGAACAGGCGGAUGAAGUGGAAGCGGAGCCGCAAGGCUAAGGAGCAGGCAAUCAAGGGCCAAGGUGACUCCGACUGUCCCCACGGGGGGAAGCAGGGCAGCAAUACCGGGUCUGGAGACACCCGUAACUCUGGUACCCCGGACGAUGAAGAUGAGGAGGAUCUGGGAGCAGGGGAAGAAGAUGAUGUGUUAAGUGCUGAUACCGUAGGAGCUGGAGUGGGUUUACUGUCUCACCCUACACAUUUCCUGAGGCACACUGCGACAGAGCUCAGCUAUAGUUCUCAUGGUUCCUACUCAGACAAUGAACUAGAGGACAGUGGGCCUGGACUGGAGAGAAGGGUUGGGGUGGGGUUAUGAGGACAGUAGGCCUGGACUGGAGAGAAGGGUUGGGGUGGGGUUAUGAGGACAGUGGGCCUGGACUGGAGAGAAAGGUUGGGAUGGGGAUAUGAGGAGAGUGGGCCUGGACUGGAGAGAAGGGUUGGGGUGGGGUUAUGAGGACAGUGGUCCUGGACUGGAGAGAAGGGUUGGGGUGGGGUUAUGAGGAGAGUGGGCCUGGACUGGAGAGAAGGGUUGGGGUGGGGUUAUGAGGACAGUGGGCCUGGACUGGAGAGAAGAGUUGGGGUGGGGUUAUGAGGACAGUGGGCCUGGACUGGAGAGAAGAGUUGGGGUGGGGUUAUGAGGAGAGUGGGCCUGGACUGGAGAGAAGGGUUGGGGUGGGGUUAUGAGGACAGUGGUCCUGGACUGGAGAGAAGGGUUGGGGUGGGGUUAUGAGGAGAGUGGGCCUGGACUGGAGAGAAGGGUUGGGGUGGGGUUAUGAGGACAGUGGGCCUGGACUGGAGAGAAGAGUUGGGGUGGGGUUAUGAGGACAGUGGGCCUGGACUGGAGAGAAGGGUUGGGGUGGGGUUAUGAGGACAGUGGGCCUGGACUGGAGAGAAGGGUUGGGGUGGGGUUAUGAGGACAGUGGGCCUGUCCUCAUAACCACUAUAUGGGGAAUAGGGUGCCAUUCAGGACGUAAACAACAUUUUCUCCACACUCACCAGCAGGUAUCAUCAUCAACAGUCAUGACUAGUGAUGAAGACUGAGAAUGUUAUCCAAAGUAGGCUACUACUAACUACUCACCUCAUCUGUGGCCCUAAGACAUUCCGCAAUGAGUGGUUAGAACACCUCAGCUGUGGCCCUAAGACAUUCAGCAAUGAGUGGUUAUAACACCUCAGCUGUGGCCCUAAGACAUUCAGCAAUGAGUGGUUAUAACACCUCAGCUGUGGCCCUAAGACAUUCAGCAAUGAGUGGUUAUAACACCUCAGCUGUGGCCCUAAGACAUUCAGUAAUGAGUGGUUAUAACACCUCAGCUGUGGCCCUAAGACAUUCAGUAAUGAGUGGUUAUAACACCUCAGCUGUGGCCCUAAGACAUUCAGCAAUGAGUUGUUAUAACACCUCAGCUGUGGCCCUAAGACAUUCAGCAAUGAGUGGUUAUAACACCUCAGCUGUGGCCCUAAGACAUUCAGCAAUGAGUGGUUAUAACACCUCAGCUGUGGCCCUAAGACAUUCAGCAAUGAGUUGUUACAAAUAGUUAUUCUUUUUAUGCUCCUCGUAGUUUUCUCUCUAUCAAAUGUCACACGUUUUGUGUUUUGUCCAUUCUGGUCAUAGUUGUGUGUCCAAAAACACCUCUUGUUUAACAAUUUUCAUUACAUUCAACAAGGAUACCAACAAUGACACCAUUUUGUAUUUGUAUUUAUUACAGAUCC
Molecule: messenger RNA, 2535 nt
Organism: Oncorhynchus kisutch (coho salmon)
Lineage: Eukaryota; Metazoa; Chordata; Actinopteri; Salmoniformes; Salmonidae
Product: motor neuron and pancreas homeobox protein 1
Exons: 3
Coding region: 152-1147 (331 amino acids)
Biological process (GO): spinal cord motor neuron cell fate specification; central nervous system development; neuron projection morphogenesis
Cellular component (GO): nucleus
Molecular function (GO): DNA-binding transcription factor activity, RNA polymerase II-specific; sequence-specific double-stranded DNA binding
Source: RefSeq, a predicted model, not a curated record